CCUUUUGACGGGUCAAAUGCCCCACCCUACCUUCUCUUUUUCUUCCAACACCCCCCGAGUAAAAAAUCCGUAUGUUUUCCCACUCUUCAAAUGAACAUUCCGGCUAGACCCAAUUUCAACUCCUUAAGAAGCCCAUUGCCCAAUAUUUUCUAUUCUAUGUGCGAACUGGAUUUUCUCAAAGCCCCCGUAUCGGGAAAGGAAAUCAACGGAGUCUAUCCACCCCAUCACACCGCCGGCGUGUUACUUCCACCGUCCUCGCCGGACUAUUAAGUUGAUAACAUAUGACCCUAGACGCAUAAGCUCUUCGUUUUUUCUCUCUCCGGAUAAUGGGUCAGUCUGCUUCUGUACAUGUAUACUCACCGGGUGGGUCAACCCCGACUUCCAGCCACUGCCGCUGCAUCACCGCUAAUCAACCGGACGCCGUCUCUUCCACCGACGUCAGUGCUCAGCUUACUCUCCCUAUUUUCGGGCAUGAGCAAGAUUAUACCUCCGAGAUUCCCGACGAGUGCUUAGCUUUAAUCUUCCAAUCCCUCAGCUCCGGCGACCGAAAAAGCUGCUCCCUUGUUUCCAAGCGAUGGCUCCUUGUCGAGGGUCAGAGCCGCCACCGAUUAUCUCUCAACGCCACCGCCGAUAUAUACUCGCAAAUCCCUGCAAUAUUCUCCCGCUUCGACUCCGUCACGAAGCUCGCCCUCAGAUGCGACCGGAAAUCCUCAAGCAUAAACGACGACGCUCUCGCCCUCAUCUCUCUCCGAUGCCGAAACCUCACGCGCCUCAAGCUCCGUGGCUGCCGUCAAGUCACCGAUCUAGGUAUGGCGUUUAUCGCCAAAAAUUGCAAAGUAUUGAAGAAAUUCUCUUGUGGGUCUUGCACGUUUGGAGCUGAAGGCAUGAAUGCUUUGCUCGAUCAUUGCUCCUCUCUCGAAGAAUUGUCCGUUAAGCGCCUCCGUGGUGUCAACGAUGGUGUCGUUGCCGCUCCUAUCGGCCCCGGAGCCGCAGCUUCAUCGCUUAAAUCCAUAUGCUUGAAGGAGCUUUAUAACGGGCUGAGCUUUGGUCCGUUAAUUAUAGGUUCCAAGAAUUUGAGGACUUUAAAGCUAUUGCGUUGUUUGGGGGAUUGGGAUAGGCUUCUGGAGACGGUUGCGAAUAGAGAAGAGAAUAAUUUGGUCGAGAUUCAUCUAGAAAGGCUUCAGUUGAGUGAUAUUGGGUUGACAGCAAUCUCAAAAUGCUCUCAUUUGGAGAUUCUGCAUUUGGUGAAGGCGUUGGACUGCACAAACGCGGGUGUUGUGGCCGUGGCCGAGCAUUGUAAACUUUUGAGGAAGCUUCAUAUAGAUGGAUGGAGAUCAAAUAGGAUAGGUGAUGAGGGUUUGAUUGCAAUUGCUAAGAAUUCUGCGAAUCUUCAAGAAUUUGUUCUUAUUGGUCUGAAUCCAAGUUCUGUUAGUAUGUCUGCCAUUGCGGCGAAUUGUAAGAAGUUGGAAAGGUUGGCGCUUUGUGGGAGCGAGACGAUUGGGGAUGCUGAGAUUUCUUAUAUAGCUGAGAAAUGUGUAGCUUUGAGGAAGCUUUGUAUCAAAGGAUGCCAUGUGUCUGAUCAGGGGAUUGAGGCUUUUGCAUGGGGUUGUCCGAAUUUGGUGAAAAUUAAAGUUAAGAAGUGUAGGGAAGUUACUAGCGAGGUUGCGGAUUGGCUGAGGGCAAGGAGGAGAUCACUGACUGUGAGUUUGGAUGUGGAGGAGACUGAAGUUGAGACAGUUGAGGUGAGUGCAAGUGAUGCCGGGGAGCAAGAUGAUGGAGCAGAGUAUCCAUCUAAUGUGAAUGGAAUGACAAAUGCUGGUGGUGGUGUUAAUUCUGAUGCUCUGUCAAGCAACAAUGCUGGUCGAUCUUCAGCUUUCAAGUCAAGAAUUGGCUUUUUUGGGGGAAGGAGCCUCGUGGCUUGCACAUUUGGGCGGUGGUUAAAUGGUAAUGGUAGUUCUAAUGCUGUCUUAUGAGUCAUGUAAUGAACUCUUGAUUUGGAGAAACUCUUGCUUAUUCUGAAUUAUUCUCUGUAAUGCCACAAGUGGUGUUUGACUCCUACAUUCGGUUUUGAAAGUUUGCUUGUUCAAAUGUCUUGUUAGUUGUCUGUUUAAAGUGGUUCAAAAAUGCAAUGAGACCCUCUUGCCUUGAAGCAAUUGUUUGUGUGGCAUUGCAUUUAACAUCUGUGUAAGAAUGUUAAGCUGAAAUUAAUGCUUAUUUCUUUAAGGUUAGCUCUUGAGCUA
Molecule: messenger RNA, 2240 nt
Organism: Coffea eugenioides
Lineage: Eukaryota; Viridiplantae; Streptophyta; Magnoliopsida; Gentianales; Rubiaceae
Product: F-box protein SKIP2
Exons: 1
Coding region: 327-1973 (548 amino acids)
Biological process (GO): SCF-dependent proteasomal ubiquitin-dependent protein catabolic process
Cellular component (GO): SCF ubiquitin ligase complex
Molecular function (GO): protein binding
Source: RefSeq, a predicted model, not a curated record